CCGAAACCAUGGUGAUUGUUCCUACCCGAGUUACAAAACAUGGUACACAGUCCAUGGUGCUAGUUUCGUUAAGAUCCUGUAGCUUACCGUUCCAAUGGACUGACACCAGUCAGCAGAGAUGCUGCUUAAAGAUAUUCCCAGAGAGGCCCUGAUGCGGCCGUUAUCCAGGAAUGAAGUGGUGGGCAUGCUGUUGAGGCUAACCAUCUUUGGCGCAGUGACCUACUACGGCAUCAAGUGGGUUGUAGAAGCUAUGGACCCUACAUGCAAACAGAAAAACCAAGCCAAGAAAAGGGCAGAACAGUUGAUGAAGAAGAUUGGCAUCGAGGGGGUCAAACUAACAGAGUAUGAGAUGAACAUUGCAGCUCACCUAGUUGAUCCGCAAACUAUGAAGGUGUCCUGGAGAGACAUAGCAGGUUUGGAUGAGGUUAUCAAUGAGCUGCAAGACACAGUCAUCCUGCCCUUUCAGAAAAGACACCUUUUAGCUGGAUCCAAACUCUUUCAGCCUCCUAAAGGUGUUUUAUUGUUUGGACCACCAGGAUGUGGGAAGACCAUGAUCGCCAAGGCAACAGCCAAAGCCUCGGGCUGCAAGUUUAUCAACCUUCAGGCCUCCACACUGACAGACAUGUGGUACGGCGAAUCACAGAAGCUGACUGCUGCCGUCUUCUCACUGGCUGUCAAAAUCCAGCCUUGCAUCAUCUUCAUUGAUGAGAUGGAGUCAUUUCUGAGGAACCGCUCUAGCCUGGACCACGAGGCCACAGCCAUGAUGAAGGCUCAGUUCAUGAGCCUGUGGGACGGCCUGGAUACUUCCUCAACCACCCAGGUGAUGGUGAUGGGAGCUACCAACAGGCCACAGGACGUGGAUCCAGCCAUCCUGCGCAGGAUGCCCGCCACUUUUCACGUUGGCUUGCCAAGCACAAGACAAAGACAGGACAUCCUGAGGUUGAUUUUAGCAGGCGAAAACCUGAGCAAUGCCAUUAAUCUGAGGGAGAUUUCUGAGAAGACAGAUGGUUACUCCGGCAGUGACCUCCGGGAGCUUUGCCGCGACGCUGCCAUGUACCGAGUCCGGGACUAUGUCCGCAAGGAGCAGAUGAGGCAGAUCGCUCAGCAGCUACAGGACUGCCAGGAGGAGGAAAGACCAGUGGAUGAGGAGCGGUUGCGGCCGGUGACCCAGCUGGACCUCCUCUUCGGCCUGGACAAGAUGAAGGAAUCUAAGCGAGCCACAGCUUCCAUGUUACCAAGUGUGUCGGAGGUGCCUCUGGACUAAACGCCACCGGCGUGAAGCGUUUCCUUUUCUCUUUUGUCCAGUGUGUUUCACCUUGCCAAGCAGAGGCUCAUCCAACAUGCCAGAGGUGCAGUUGGAAAAGCCACCAAGCAGCCAUACAUUUCUUUCUCAGUUUAUUUAUCCAGGCAGGGGUUGUUCUGAGCAUGCUGAUUUUCUGCACUAUCCUGCUCUGUUAAGUUUAUACAUUCAGAAAUGAGGUAGCAGAACAAAACUGCUCUGUGGCUGCUACAACUUUUUUUUUUUUUUUUUUUCUUUUUUUUUUGGAGACUUCAAAAGUUUUAAAGAUUGGUCAAAAGGCUUGAAACAACAAGUUUCUACAGAAACUCAAAUAUUGUUCCCAGGACACGAUGUCGGUCCAUCUUGAAUAUUGUAUUAACAGGUAGAACCACUAGUUCUUAUGUUAUAUUUCCAGUAGAUAAGAUGCUUCACAGUGGCCUGAACCACUGGGUGCUUUGUGGCAUGUAAACAUGCAUCUCAGCAGCUCACUUUAUUUAGCGUCUAUAAAUCUGUAAUCAGAAUGAAUUCAGUCGGGUUGAAGAAAUAAUGUCCAUGUAACUGUAGCUUAUGUCUCGCUCAAGGUCAUGUUGAAAGUUUGUUUUGAAGAGGAGAAAGCAUUUGCUGGUAACAUAAACCACACGGCUCUAAGGCUUCAUAUACUGUCCCACCACAGAUUUGCACAUCAUGACCUUUCAUUGGUCAUUCAAAGUCUGGACCGCCAGACCAGUUGAAUCAUUUUGAGGUUUGCUGGCUGAUUUAUUAAAUCACUCCAGUUUUUCUAAUACAUACAAACACAUGUAUGAAUAACAGAGACUUAAAUCAUUUUAAAGUAAUAUUAUCCAAGCACUUUGGGAGAAAUGAUCACAUUACACUAUGUUCUCUGUAAAUGUUGUGUGAUAGCAAAUUACUGAUUAAUGCAUUUCAGUAAUAUCACUUCCAAAAAACAAGGUGUUCAGGAUUAUCAGUGUCCAAUCAAAGAAUGAGUUCUUAUGAAUGUGGUGUUCUUUUUUUAAAAAUGGCCGAUUUAAGUUUAAUUAUUUUAAAAACCUCUGGAGAUAACAAGAAUUGCUUUCGACAGUCUUUCACAGUGUUUUUUAAUGUUUGUUUGAUUGCAUCUUUGCUUUUAAAAGCAAGAGAGGAUGCGUUUAGUCAGCAUGAUGUUGUAACUGGAAACUGCCGUGAUGCGAUAGUCAUCAUGUAAUGAAUGACUGCUCCUUUAUGGAGUACAAAUUCUGAAUAUUUCUUUUGAAAUGACAAUAAUGUGCAACAGUUAAAUGCAUGUUGUUAGUUAUGCAGUGAGCACUGCUGUAGAUGCUGUAAUAACAUUGAAGAGGAAGAGCAGAGCGAAGUCAGCCACAAGUGUGUGUGGGAGGGGAAUACUUUCCUUUGGCUAUCCUUGAGUGUCAUUCCUCUCAAAUCAUUUUAGCACAAUAAGGAAAUGGCUCUUCAAGUUCCUAUAGCAAGUCGGCAUUACCCAGAGCUGUUAGUGAAUGCAUGUACACAGAUGCAGAGUGUCAAGUAGAGACAGGGUCACCACUUAAACCCCACAAUAGGAACCACAGCUUUAAUGAUCUGAGCCAGGGGAAGCAAUAAAAGACACAGUAAGUAAACCCAUCAUCUUAAUAAUGAUUAUAUAAAUAUACAUACCUGUGGUAUCGCUGCUCAGUCCUCAUCUGUCAGCAGGUGUAUCAUAGGAAUGGUGCUGUGUGCAUGUUUGUAAAUGUGGACGCAAAAUGAUUGCUUAAGGCAAAGACUUAGUUACAGUUACUCACUCCAGUGAAUGGUCUUCAGUGCAUUUAGUGCUGCUUUGUAACGCAGUAUGUUCUGUGCUCUUCCCAGUGUUAUAUUCUUUUUUUUUUUAGUGUCAUGUAUUGUGUCAUUACCAUUAUUAGUGUGUCUCCAUUGUUUUACUUCAGAUGUUUUUAUAAUCUUUUCAUGCCACGGUACGUGUGUCAAUCAACGACUGACAGUGACAUCUGUCCCUCAUCAGAGUUUUCUGUGUCAGUUACUUUUAUUCUCAGUUUAAGGAGAGCACGGCUUUAAAUUUUGAACACUCUCCAUCAGCUGUCAGUCAGAAAUUGUUGUGACAUGCUUUUCUGCCUUCCCCGCUGUAUAAAAACCCUCAUUAUUUGCCAUAUGGUCAGGUGGAUCUGUUUAUGGGUCUCCUACAGAACUUUCUCCCACGCAGUCUUGGCAAGACGGGACAUAUUUUUCUUUCAACCUUGACCACAUGGAGGCACUGUAGCUUCAUUAUCCUGUUACUGAGGCAGCCUGAAUUAUGUUCUGUUAUAGGGAGACAAUGAAAUACAGAUCCCCUGCUAACUGGAUUGCCUCCUCCUUAUUGGUUUAUUCAUGGUUGCUCCUCAUUAGAGUACCUCAGGUGACACUUAAAGGUCAAAAUGCCAUGUAAACCAAUAAUCGUGUCACUGCAGCUCACAGGUCUUAGUUCCCUCUCUUGGAGAAAGGUAACACUUAUGUAACACUUCCCCUCAAUGCAAUAUCACUUAUGAGGGCAUCCAUCGGUUAUGUGGCAGAGAUUAAUUCUGUAGAUAGAGCGCUCAUAUGCAGUUACUUUUAAGUACACUGUCAUUUAUGUGUAUAUGUUGACUUAUAUGAUAACCACGUACUGUAAAGUGUAUUUAUUAAAUGAUUGAGAAAAUA
Messenger RNA from Micropterus dolomieu (smallmouth bass), 3940 nucleotides. It is a transcript of the gene atad1a, whose product is annotated as ATPase family AAA domain containing 1a. Bases 119 to 1264 code for a protein of 381 amino acids. Gene Ontology annotation, cellular component: mitochondrial outer membrane. Gene Ontology annotation, molecular function: ATP hydrolysis activity; ATP binding. The transcript is spliced from 10 exons. NCBI's taxonomy places the organism in Eukaryota, Metazoa, Chordata, Actinopteri, Centrarchiformes, Centrarchidae. The record is from RefSeq and is a predicted model, not a curated record.